This is a messenger RNA of Spinacia oleracea (spinach), 856 nucleotides long. RefSeq lists its product as uncharacterized. The record is from RefSeq and is a predicted model, not a curated record. Lineage: Eukaryota; Viridiplantae; Streptophyta; Magnoliopsida; Caryophyllales; Amaranthaceae. Bases 330 to 665 code for a protein of 111 amino acids. The transcript is spliced from 4 exons.
CAUUUCUCAACCCGAAUCGAGAAACAAUUAAUAACAUUCACCACGUGUCACCUUACUCAACAUUGGCUUACACAAAUUAUUGUCCCUUCCUUUUUAUUUUUGGUGCACCAAAUUAUUGUCCUUUAAUGGUGCUAUCUUCAAUUCAAUUCAAUUCUCCCAUACAUUCAACUUUCUCUAACCUUCCUUUACAUUCCAAUCCUCAAGCUCACGCGCCGCAGCUCACCACCUAAUUGCCACCACCGUUCCAAGCAGCAGCCCCGCCACAGUCGGCAGUCCGUAUCCCGUAACCGCCGCACUUCUGCUACUGCUGAAGUUGCUGAGAACGGAAAAUGAAUGUGUUUAGCUUCAGCUUGGUGUUAUGGCUUGUUGGAGUUUUCUUUAUGCCAUUGAACUCCUUCAGAGGUGGAGUUAAUCAAUCCAUACUAGUUUCCGGUAGGAUGAUUGUUGAUGGCGAUACGAUGACAACAAAUAGGAAUCUGAAGGAAAACAGAAAUGGUGGUGAAGUGAGUUUGGAAGAUUAUCGGCCUGUUGACCCGAGUCCAAGUCGUUCAAAGGCAUCUGUAAAACAUGGACCAAUCCAGCAUGGGACUCCUCCUAUUUACAUUCCCCCAAAGCCUUCUCCUCCUUUUCCAAGUCCCUUCUUCAACCAGGAUGGAUCUCCUUAACCUUUUAAUCAAACUCAAACUGGUUAGCUUAAUAAUUAAUAUCCCAAUUAGAUGCCCAGUGUAUAUUUCAAUCUUACCCUAUUCCUGUUGUAUUUGGUAAUCUAAUUUUCUACUCAUUUGUACUCCUCAUUAGUCACUCUUAAUCAACUUUGAUAAUCAAAAAUGAAUAUCAUCACAUGCAUAAUUUGGUA